Messenger RNA from Hibiscus syriacus, 2262 nucleotides. RefSeq lists its product as uncharacterized. NCBI's taxonomy places the organism in Eukaryota, Viridiplantae, Streptophyta, Magnoliopsida, Malvales, Malvaceae. The coding region runs from base 289 to 2178 and encodes 629 amino acids. The record is from RefSeq and is a predicted model, not a curated record. The transcript is spliced from 3 exons.
UAUAUAUACAGUGCUUGGAAGCUUGUAUUGUUUGCCUUCUUACUUUUUUCUCUUUCUAUCAAACUGUAAAGCUGUCCCCUUUUCUGUAUGCAAGUUGAAGCUUUUAAGCUCAGGGAUUAAUGGGUGAUUAAGCUCUUCUGGAUUGGAGUAGUUGAUCUUUGUUUCUUGGAUCCAUUUCUUUGAGAUUUCUUCUGGAGUUCGAAUUGUGGGUUAUAUAGUUUUCGAGGCAGAAAAUGGUAACGAGGCCUGCCCAUCAUUAGGCACUAUAUACUUGAUCCGAGACCGGAGAUGGAUGAUGAAUUUGGUAAUGGUCGGAAAGACGAUGAGGGUAAAGAUGAGUCACUGCAGAACUUGGGAGAAAAAAGGGAUAUAUUGGGAGAGAAUGGAACUGAUUAUUCCGAAUUAAAAUCGAAAAAGCUGGCUAGAAGGGCAACUCCACAGCAUGCUCUAAUAGUAAAUGUUGGUAAACGAUUACAAGCUGGAAAAAGUCUUAUAAAGGAUUCGUUCCUUCCGAGUAUUUUUAGCUUAGGCAAUAUGGUUCCGAGGCAUGUGGUUACUCUAGAUGAGAAAUACCUUCGAUGUUGCCUGGAAUUGAUUCGUAUCAACGCGGCGAAAGCAGCUCAUUGUGACAUAUCUGUGAACUUGAGCUCAGUAAAAAUGGACAUUUUAUCCGGUGCAUUGAAUUCAGCUAAAAUAGGGGAUGAAGAUGCUUGUGAAUUUGGAAGUUUUGUUUUCGACAGUCCACCGGCAGUUGGGACCGCUGGAGUAGUCAUCCAUCCUGUGGAACAAUGGGUCGUAGGUUCAAAAAGGGAUAGUCGGAGUAUGGCAAAUAUAUUGAAGAGCCCAUUGUUACAGAAAUUUGGUCCAUUCAAUGUCGAUCAAAGUUCGAAUAAUGUUAAAAGAAGGAUAAGUCAUGACUUCAUGAGCUCUCCUGGUGGUUUCAGUAAAUUUUCCUCGCAUAAGCUAGGAAGUGAAACACCAGUGUCUGAAAAUCGUAAAUACAGAUCCAAGACUGUACAUAAAAGGCUCAGUUCCAAGUUGAGUACUAACUCAACAUAUUCUGAUCAGUCCGUUUCUUCUACUUCAACAAUUUCUCGGGGAAUGCUUCAAUGCACAUGGAAGGGUGGGAAACCGUAUUUCGUUUUCUCCUUGGAUAAUCAGAGGGAGGUAUAUGUAGCCAAUAUGUGGAAGGAAGGAUCAGCUCGGGGUAAUGGUCCGGACUGUAUGUACUCGUUCCAUUCAAGCAAGGGUAGUCACAAGGAACAUGGGAUUAGUGACAAUGAGUCGAACCUUGUCGGUAAGAUGAAGGUAUUGAGUUCGUUCUCGAUCUGUCCCCAAGGUUCUAAAAUCAAGGAGACGGAGUUUGUCUUGUUUAGUGGUAUUGGAACUUCGAAUCCGGAGAUUCAAACUUCGAGCCAUAACCACAAGAAGAAUAUUGGUCUACAGAAAAAGGUGGUGGAAGCAUUCAGGAGCAGUCAUUCGUCCAAUCCAAGAACGAGGUCAUCUGCUUCCAUAAUGGAGGAUUCUUCUUGGGAUCCAUGCCAAGAUACAGUCAACAAUUCCGAUUCACUCGAUAUGAAGAAUCACUCAGAGGAGGAACUUCCACCGAAUCUUGAAUUGGCUGCUAUUGUUGUGAGGAACCAUUUGCCUAAAAAUCCUCUGCCUGAUGUCGGGGGUUGGGGCUUAAAGUUUCUCCGGAAAACGGGUGUUAAGCAACAUGUUGAAACCGUGGGCGCCGCCGUUCCAUGUGCUUGUUCUCUGAAUACCGGUGAUUGCUCGACAAGUAUGGAUAUUCUAGUUCCUGCAGGUAUUCAUGGUGGUCCAAGAAUGAGAAAUGGUGGCCCCUCUAGUCUUAUCGACAGAUGGAGAUCCGGUGGACAUUGCGACUGUGCCGGCUGGGAUUUGGGCUGUCCGUUGACUGUACUUAAAUCCAGAUCAAAUAAAGAACCAAGUUUGCCUUCAACGGAUACAUUCGAUGCGUGCAGGCUAUUCUAUUUUUUCGUUCAGGGCUCGAAGAACGGUUCUCCGACGUUGAGGAUAGCCAAUGUUCAUGAUGGUCUGUAUUUCAUUCAUUUUCAAUCAUCACUCUCAGCCCUGCAGUCUUUCUCAAUUGCAGUGGCAUACAUCCAUGCGCAAAGUCCGGAUUUCCGACCGAAAAUCGUAAAGCCGUCGAGGUAGCAAGAUCGCGGUCCGAAGUGUAUGUUAGUUGUCACCUUCUCACCAUGCCAUGACAGUACGUAAGAUUUGCAGUCAUGAACGGUG